CGGAUGUGUUGCAGUGCAUUGAGUGGAGCUUGAAGCCGUUUCCGGCUCCCUGUCGGUACUGUGUCGGUGCUGUCCGGUCCAGUGUUCUGUCAGCCCAGCGUCCAGCACAGUGUGGCCGGCUGUCGGUGUCUGCGAGGCGGACGGAGCUCCGUGACGUCUCCGGGACAAAGGCGGGAAAAUGGCGAAGACGUACGACUAUCUGUUCAAGCUGCUGCUGAUCGGGGACAGCGGCGUCGGGAAGACCUGCCUGCUGUUCCGGUUCAGCGAGGACGCCUUCAACACCACCUUCAUCUCCACCAUCGGAAUUGAUUUUAAAAUCAGAACGAUCGAACUCGACGGGAAGAAAAUCAAACUGCAGAUAUGGGACACCGCGGGUCAGGAGAGGUUCCGGACAAUCACCACAGCCUAUUACAGAGGAGCCAUGGGCAUCAUGCUGGUCUAUGACAUCACUAACGAGAAGUCCUUUGAUAACAUCAGGAACUGGAUACGAAACAUCGAGGAGGUACACCACACCCCUCUGACAUCACAUGACGUCAUGUGAUGUCACAACAUGACGUCAUCAGACUGUAUAAAGAUGGACAACGUGUGUCCUCAUGGACAGAAGUGAAGACAUCCUGAUACAGACGCCACCGUGUGGCCAGAACGAGACCAGAACUAUUGAUCUCUAUUGACUUCUAUUGAUUUGUAUUGAUCUCUAUUG
Larimichthys crocea (large yellow croaker) is the source of this 700-nucleotide messenger RNA. RefSeq names its product ras-related protein Rab-8B-like. Lineage: Eukaryota; Metazoa; Chordata; Actinopteri; Sciaenidae. The record is from RefSeq and is a predicted model, not a curated record. The coding region runs from base 179 to 541 and encodes 120 amino acids. The transcript has 4 exons. Gene Ontology annotation, molecular function: GTPase activity; GTP binding.